GAGUAUCUCAUAUACGUUGCUACACAGUACUGGAAGGUUAGGCCGAUCAAUCGUGUUUAGAUUCCUGUGUCUUCUUAAAGUGUUAAUGCAAAUGAAUUCUCAAGUUAAUUUUUCAAGCAUAUCUGCCAAUCUCAACUCCAUCCCUGUUCUAAAUGGUACUAACUUUAAGGAAUGGAAAGAAAAUAUUCUAAUAACUUUGGGCUGCAUGGAUCUUGACUUAGCAUUAAGGGUAGAGCAACCUGCUUCUCUUACGGAUGCUAGUACCCAAGAUGAAAAAAGGUACUAUGAGAAGUGAGAUCGCUCGAAUCGCUUAAGUCUUAUGAUCAUAAAGCGUGGCAUUCCAGAAUCUUUUAGGGGUGCUGUAUCCGAUGAGGUUACUAAUGCCAAGGAUUUCCUUUUUGAAAUUGAGAAACGUUUUGUUAAAAGCGAUAAGGCGGAAAUAAGCAUGUUGUUAAAAGACUUUACUUCCAAAAGGUAUUCAGGAAAAGGAUAUAUAAGGGAGUAUAUUAUGGAAAUGUCUUAUAUUGUUUCUAGGCUCAAGACACUUAAGAUUGAGAUAUCGGAAGAUGUUCUGGUACACAUAGUCUUGAACUCUCUUCCUAUUGCAUUUGAUUCUUUUAAGGUCAGUUAUAACUGCCAAAAAGAGAAGUGGUCUCUUAAUGAGCUCAUUUCAUAUUGCGUGCAAGAGGAAGAGAGGAUGAAACAAAAUAAGAUAGAAAGUGCUCACUUGGCUAGUAGUACCUCUAAGGAUAAGGGUAAAAAGAGGAAGAGAACUCCCAUUAAGAGAGAAGCUGCUCAAGGUCCACCACAGAAGAAACAUAAGGAAGGUGAAACAACCUGUUUCUUCUGUAAGAAGUCUGGACACAUGAAGAAGGAUUGUACCAAGUAUCAUGCUUGGAAAGUGAAGAAAGGUACGGUCCUUGCCUUGGUUUGUACUGAAAACAAUUUGGCUUUAGUGCCUAGAAAUACUUGGUGGUUAGACUCCGGUUCAACAUCUAACAUCAGUAUUUCUAUGCAGGGUUGUCUGAGCCACCGCAAGCCAAAUGAUGCUGAAAGAUGCGUCUAUGUGGGAGAUGGCAAAGCGGUGCAUGUGGAGGCUAUUGGGCAUUUUAGAUUGUUAUUAUCUACCGGUUUCUAUUUGGAUUUAAAAGACACUUUUAUUGUUCCGUCAUUUAGGCGGAAUUUGGUUUCUGUUUCUUAUUUGGACAAAUUAGGUUAUCAUUGUUCCUUUGGAAACUUCCGGUUUAAUUUGUCUUUAAAUUCAAAUAUUGUGGGGACUGGUUCUUUUAUGUCAUAUGACAAUCUUUACAUGCUUGAAACAAUAACUUCAUAUAAUAAUGCUUUGAAUGUUGACACCCG
This is a messenger RNA of Cuscuta epithymum, 1359 nucleotides long. Lineage: Eukaryota; Viridiplantae; Streptophyta; Magnoliopsida; Solanales; Convolvulaceae. The record is from the annotation of a GenBank genome assembly.